AUGUGCCUAGCAACGACUGGCAACCUUGCCAACGGUUCUGGGCAAUCUAUGGCCGAUCAUAAGUUCAUAAGUGAAACGGCUUUGUCACAUGCUAUUAGUUUUGCGUGUACAACAACCGAAGGCAGCAGAAUGGCGAAAUAUGCGACAUGGAUCGUCGCAACUUUUACGUUCUAUUUCGUGUUUUUCGUCCUCACUAUUCCUCCAUGGGGAUCAAGUGUGCUCUGCGCUAUUGAUUUGCAACCGCAUGUAAGAACGGAAAUCUUCACAGGAUUUGUAUACUUAACUCAGACAGUGUCUAAUUAUUUGGUUGGGGUCGGAAAUGUGGUAACUUACUGCACAUUGUUGAUAGUACUUUCUGUGAGAGGAAAACUCUCGUUUGGCAAAGGUUACGGUAUACGAAUAACAAUGCAGGCUGCAUUGGUAUCAGUGCUGGAAUUUUUAUUCUUUGUAUAUUGGGAGCAUUUUUCUUUGGAGACUACCAGCGAAUGGAAAAUCAUUGCCGACCACCACUCAACGAUACUUUAUUACGAUGUGCUCCUAUUACCCUACCUUCUAUUCAACAGGUAA
Cylicocyclus nassatus is the source of this 567-nucleotide messenger RNA. The record is from the annotation of a GenBank genome assembly. NCBI's taxonomy places the organism in Eukaryota, Metazoa, Nematoda, Chromadorea, Rhabditida, Strongylidae.